Molecule: messenger RNA, 4885 nt
Organism: Linum trigynum
Lineage: Eukaryota; Viridiplantae; Streptophyta; Magnoliopsida; Malpighiales; Linaceae
Source: the annotation of a GenBank genome assembly
UCUACAGGCUACAAGAUUGUCGUUCUUUCUUCUUUUUCAUUGAAAACAAAACAUAUAAUAUGUUAAAUCCAAAAGGAUGACGAGGAUGAAGAUGAGGUGGGAAGGUUACGACGAUUGAUAAGCUGAUAAAAUACACAUAUACACAAAUAUAUACCGUAUAUGGAAUAUAACAUAAGUUGAUAAAAUACACGUAUACACAACUAAAUACCGUAUAUACAUGGGAAUAUAUAAGCUGUGGAUAAAUAGAGAGAGGUGCAGAAAACAGAAGUGAUCCGUCGCCUCCCACGUGGCCAAAUAAAGCCGUCAUCCGCCACCGCCAUCGGUGCUCCGACAAUGUGGCAAAUUUAUUUUUUCAAAUGAGUAAAAUGUUUUCUUUUAAUUUGUAAGAAACUAUUUUAUUUUAGGGUAAACAAGAAGUUAUGAUUGUCUAUUUAAUUAAGGCAUCGUUAUUUUUUUUAAUUUACGGUCACUGGUUCUCUCUAAAGAUCGUAAAUUGGUAAAUCUUACCUCUUCAUAACAAAAAAAUUUGAAAUUAAAUAAUUAAAGAUGAAUAAUUGAUUAAAUUUUCUAGGGUAAAUACUAUUUAAUAUCCAAACUUUUCAUUUUAAACAAUAUAAUAGCCAAAACUUUUCGAAAACAAUUUAAUAUCCAAAUCGUCAACUUUCUGUCUAUUUGACCGUUAGUUGACACUUCAAAAAAGUUCGAAGUACGACACUUCAUCAAUAUUCAUUGAUAUCAUCUCUGAAAAACCACCAACAUAUCGUAGUUCCAAACUCGAGAAGUCCAUGACUCCACCAUAAUGGUAUAGAAUAUCUAAAUAUUCAGUUAUCUGCAAUGCCAAAACAAGAAAACAAAGUUGUAUUGUGACAAUUUCCCUAAACAAAACUUUUUGAAGUGUCAACUAACGGUCAAACGAACGGAAAGUUGACGAUUUGGAUAUUAAAUUGUUUUCGAAAAGGUUUGACUAUUAUAUUGUUUAAAAGGAAAGGUUUAAAUAUUAAAUUGUAUUUACCCAAUUUUCUAAAUUCAAACAAUAAUAUCUACUAAACUUAUCUUUGAAUUUGAAAUCAAACAUAAUUUAUUUUAAUAAAUUCUUUCAUAGCCACACUCUUUAAUCAAUCUCCUCGCUUACAUCCCUUAACAAAUAAAUAAAAUAAAAAUUCUAACUCUAGAGAAAAAGAUUUUCAAUUUGUAAGCCGACAACCCAAGUAGUAUAUUUAUUAUCAUUUCUAACGUCCACAAAUUAAUAUAAAAAAUAAUUAUUUAAAUGAAAUUAUGCAUUUUUCUAUCAAAUUCCGUACCAAUUUCUAACUUAUUAUUAGAUAAAAGUACUUAAAUUCUUCACCAACCAACCAACAGCCACCUGCUGGCUUCUCUCUCCCCUUUGCAUUCUUCUUCUUCUUCUUCUCUCUCAAUUUAUUUCCUCUAUAUAACCUCCUCUUCUCGUAUCGUCGUCGCAGUAGAUUACUCGUCUGCUACCGUAACUUCUCCGAAAACCUCAUAAAUCCACAAACAUGGCGGAAUCGGUGGAGCUCCCGAGUCGGCUGGCGAUCCUUCCGUUCAGGAACAAAGUCCUCCUUCCUGGCGCCAUCAUUCGCAUCCGUUGCACCUCGCCCAGCAGUGUGAAAUUGGUGGAACAGGAGCUAUGGCAGCGGGAGGAGAAGGGUUUGAUCGGCAUUUUGCCAGUUCAGGACGCUGCCUCCGAUGCCGCCGAGGCCUCGGUAGGGUCCAUGUUAUCUCAAGGCGUUGGAAGUGAACCCGGGGGUGAUAGAAGCUCCAAAGCUCAAGUGGGUACCUCGGAUAAUCUCAAAGUUGAUGGCAAAAACCAGCAGGAAGUCAUUCGUUGGCACAAUAGAGGAGUUGCUGCUCGUGCUUUGCAUUUGUCAAGAGGGGUGGAGAAGCCCAGCGGGAGGGUGACUUACAUAGUUGUGCUUGAAGGUUUAUGCAGAUUCAGUGUUCAAGAACUUAGCAAAAGGGGGAUGUAUUACACUGCGAGGAUAUCUCCUGUUGAGAUGACAAAGAUUGAGAUGGAACAAGUGGAGCAAGAUCCUGAUUUUGUUGCGCUAUCUCGCCAGUUCAAAGCAACUGCUAUGGAACUUAUCUCUGUUCUUGAGCAGAAACAAAAAACUGAGGGCAGGACUAAAGUUCUUUUGGAGACCGUUCCUGUUCACAAGUUGGCAGAUAUUUUUGUUGCUAGCUUUGAGAUAAGCUUCGAAGAGCAGUUAUCCAUGUUGGACUCAGUUGAUCCGAAAGUAAGGAUUUUGAAAGCCACUCAGCUGGUCGACAGGCAUUUACAGUCAAUACGCGUAGCAGAAAAAAUUACCCAAAAGGUUGAAGGACAGUUAUCAAAGUCACAGAAAGAAUUUCUUCUACGUCAGCAGAUGCGGGCUAUAAAAGAAGAGCUCGGAGAUAAUGAUGAUGAUGAGGAUGAUGUUGCUGCAUUGGAAAGGAAGAUGCAGGCUGCAGGAAUGCCUUCAAAUAUCUGGAAACAUGCCCAGAGAGAAUUGAGGCGGCUCAAGAAGAUGCAACCUCAGCAACCUGGAUAUAACAGCUCACGUGUUUAUUUGGAGCUUCUUGCUGAGCUUCCCUGGCAGAAAGCAAGUGAAGAAUCUGAAUUUGACUUAAAAGCUGCAAAAGAACGUCUUGAUAAUGACCACUAUGGUCUUGUCAAGGUCAAGCAACGGAUCAUUGAAUAUCUGGCUGUGCGAAAGCUCAAACCAGAUGCAAGAGGCCCAGUAUUGUGUUUCGUGGGCCCGCCAGGUGUUGGGAAAACAUCUUUGGCAUCAUCUAUUGCUGCUGCCUUGGGUAGAAAAUUCAUACGCAUUUCUCUUGGCGGUGUUAAGGAUGAGGCUGAUAUUAGAGGACACAGGAGAACAUACAUUGGGAGCAUGCCAGGGCGUCUCAUCGAUGGCUUAAAGAGAGUCGGUGUUUGCAAUCCGGUCAUGCUGCUGGAUGAGAUUGACAAGACUGGCUCUGAUGUUCGUGGUGAUCCUGCCUCAGCUCUGCUUGAGGUUCUUGAUCCUGAACAGAAUGGGACAUUCAAUGAUCACUAUUUGAAUGUUCCUUUUGACCUAUCCAAGGUGAUUUUCGUCGCAACUGCAAAUCGGGCACAGCCUAUUCCUCCUCCACUGCUAGACCGUAUGGAAGUUAUUGAGCUUCCUGGUUACACUCCUGAGGAAAAGCUCAAAAUAGCCAUGCGGCAUUUGAUACCUCGCGUGUUGGAUCAACAUGGAUUGAGCUCUGACUUCCUUCAAAUUCCAGAGGAUGUGGUCAAGCUUGUGAUUCAGAGGUACACUAGGGAGGCUGGUGUUCGGAACCUAGAGAGGCACCUGGCUGCCUUGGCUCGUGCAGCAGCUGUGAAACUUGCAGAGCAAGACCAAACUGUCCCUUUGAGCAAGGAUGUUCAUCGGCUUGCCACACCAUUAUUAGAGAACAGACUUGCAGAGGGAGGUGAAAUGGAAAUGGAAGUCAUCCCAAUUGGUGAAAACACUCAUGAAAUAUCCAACAGUUACAGAGUUGCUUCCUUGGUUGUGGAUGAGGCCAUGCUGGAGAAAGUUUUGGGGCCUCCACGAUUCGAUGACAAAGAGGCUGCAGAACGUGUUGCUAGCCCAGGUAUUGUGGUUGGGCUUGUUUGGACUGCCUUUGGUGGGGAGGUGCAGUUUGUGGAGGCCACAGCAAUGGCUGGGAAGGGUGAAUUGCAUCUCACUGGCCAGCUUGGUGAUGUUAUAAAGGAAUCCGCACAGAUAGCACUGACCUGGGUGCGAGCAAGGGCAACUGACCUUAAGCUGACAGCUGCUCAAGACAAUAGUCUCCUCGAAGGCAGGGACGUUCACAUACAUUUCCCAGCAGGAGCUGUACCCAAGGAUGGUCCUUCAGCAGGUGUAACACUCGUGACUGCUCUGGUUUCUUUGUUCAGUCAGCAGAGAGUAAGAGCAGAUACAGCAAUGACCGGAGAAAUGACUUUGAGGGGCCUUGUCCUUCCUGUCGGCGGCAUUAAGGACAAGAUUUUGGCUGCUCACCGCUACGGCAUCAAGAGAGUGAUCCUCCCAGAGAGAAACUUGAAGGACUUGGCUGAAGUACCAGCUGCUGUUCUCAGCAGUGUAGAGAUUCUGCUGGCAAAGAGAAUGGAAGACGUGCUGGAACAUGCGUUUGAAGGUGGCUGUCCGUGGAGACAACACUCUAGAUUAUGACGUCAAUAGAAGAUAAUUUAUACUCCUCCAAUACAAUACGGACAUGAUUCUAGCAUCGCUACUGCUGUUGUCAUUGCUACCCACGAUCAAACACACUGGCUUCUGCAGCUUGCCAGCAAUCACAGGGAUCCAACUUUAAGCAGGCGAGAAGACUCCUUCGCUGGCAUAAAAAGAGGGACAAAGAGAGAAGAAGGUGUGAAGAGAAUAGCUGAUGCCAGAAGAUAACCCUCUUAUCAAAUGGUUCUUGUCGAGAUGUGCAGACAGUACAGGUUUAAGCUGUGUAUAUGUGAAACCCUUGCUAAUGAUGUUGCGGCCGGCGGCCACACACACUCUUACUCCCAACAAUUUGCUGUGUAAUGUGUAUUGCUUUCUCCUGAUACUAUACUGUAUUGUUGGACUUGGACAUGUAUCGUUGUAAUCUAUAGUAUAUUGACGUCUUUUAGAAAGGACAACUCGUUCCAUCUCAGAAAGAUAACAACUUGAAUCCAAAACGAUAUAUGGCGUACGGUAAGAUGUGAACCUCAAACUCGAGUUGGUGCAGAAUGAUGAACACAAGGAAAAGAGCAAUUGGCUAUGAAUCGAGGACAAUAAAACACAAAAUAGAAACAUGGGUGAUAACGAAACUAAGUUUGUAAUAUAUGAUGGGCCAGAUGCAAAAUAAAAAUGAGAUGGAACAUUCCCAAGUUUCCAGCAUC